UGAGUGUUUCUGAACGCAGUUUAGUUCAUAGUGUAAUACCAGAAUGCAUUGCAGUCUUCCAUUCUAUUCUUGAGCCAUUAGAAUGCUGUUCCAUGAGCAGAAAUUUACAGCGGAACAAAACAACGCGAUCAAUCACAACUCUGCAGUCGUUACUUUCUUUUCUUUUCUGCGAUUGUGAUUGGUCUUACUGUUGAAUGGUACCCUUACAGGGAGAGAGUGGCAAAUUGCAUUACAUGAAAGCCCACGUCCAAUUAGGACAAGGGUCAUGUAAUUUUCUCCAAUGGAUAUUUUUCAUUUAAUGAUACAAGUUGAUACAGGUAUCGUUCUGUUCUUGUUGACAUUCAGAGAGUAGCCUAGUUUCUACCGAGGAUUUAAUCCGGAUCAAAAUGAAUAUUCCAAGCGGACACUGUCUAGGCUAUAAUUUCUAGACGGUUAGGCCUCAAGCGGCUAGGAUAUGUUAUUUUUUUUGUUCUGGGCGGCGUAGCCGCUCCGAUCUCAAACGUUACUGUCUACACACUCCAUUAUCCACGUCCGAUCCAUUGGUCGAAGGAUUUAUGAAGCGGUAUUAUAAGUUUAGAGAUAAUUUAGAGAAAAAAAUUUCUGUGUACAAAUCAUGUAUAAAACAUAUCAAAGGAUGCUAUCUGCAUUACUGUAUUAUAAAGGAAUCAUAAGGGGCAUAACAAACACUUUGAUGCGAAAAAAUUUCCAUUAUGUAUUGAGCUACGUUUUCCUUGAAUAUCUGCACCACAGAUUUCAAAGAUUGUUAGGACAAACUCUCAAGUGGGUCACAUUGCCAGAUGUAGCUUUAAAAUUUAUGCUGGACGAUUUGAAAACAUGGAAUGAAUACGUUGAUUGUCAUUCUUGUGCAAUAGCAAAUUUACAGAAAAAAUUGUCAAGUUCCUGGUUCAAUGUUUGCUCAAUGAUGUCAAUGACAAAAUAUAGAUUAAUGAUUAUAUCCGUGCCAGAUAUUAGCAAGAAUACUAUCCUAAUCUCUGAAACAACAAAGCGCAAUCUCCAAAACGCUCUUCGCUGCAAACAAUUGGACAACUCGUGUUUUAUACUACCAUUAGAAGAUGAUGUGAUCGAGUUUGCAUCUGAGGCGAGAAUAUCUUUAAUCGCUAAUCCGUACGAUUGCACGACCGAAAUCGUGGACGUUAUGCUACAAAAUUACUUCUUACAUCCCCGAUUUUUACAUGUGAAUGACAUAUUUAGAAUCGACGCGAAGGAAUAUGCCCAAGAUCAAUUUUAUUCGUCCGGUUUUGCUGGAAUCCCUGUGAUGUAUUUUACAGUUCAAGCUUUGAAAGUAAAUCGUAAUGGGUGCAGCAAUAGCUUUAAUAGUUGUUACGUUGUACGUGGAGAGUCAGCACUCAUUCAGGAAGCACAAGUUCACGAUUAUAUCCCUCAGGAACGUGUUUGUUCACUUUGCAAUACAUUUUUACAGCAAAACAAAGCAUCAAACCACAAAUAUCCGUCAGCUCUAAUGGAUUCCUUGGAACAUUUAGAAUCUUGCAUUACAUUAUUUUUAAAAAAGGAUCUUGCAAAUAUUCAAUUGAACGUAAGACCGAUAUUUCUUGUGAAAGGGCCACGGGGUUGCGGUAAACAUAAUUUAGUUCGAGCAAUAUCCAAGAGAAUAGGAUUGAACUUCCUCGGUGUUGACUUUGUGGAAGUGCAGACUUUGACAUCGGCGCAGACCGAAGCUAAGCUUCGCAUAAUGCUACAAAAUGCACAAAAAUGCGUGCCAUGUAUACUAUAUUUAAAUAAUAUUCAAAAAUUCGGUAAAACUAUCGAAGGUCAAAAAGACGAAAGAGCCAUAUCCUUCUUCUCGACAGAGAUCACCACAUUAUACAACAGCCGCCGAAGAUUUCCUCUAAUUAUCAUAGCUGCGUCGGAUGAGACUGACAUACCUUCUGAAUUGCAACGGUUUUUUAUCGAAACGAUUCAUGUAAAGCCUUUAAAUCAGAACAAACGAGCGGAACUGAUAUCUUGGCUGCUGUUCAACAGAAAUCUAAAAACUAUUGCGGAUUUGUCAAAAGUGGCUGGUCUUUGUUCAGAUUUUAAAGUCGCGGAUCUAUUAGCGUUGUCAUUACAUGCAACCAAAUUUCGAUGCAAAUUAAUGUCUCACGCAAAUCAGAGAUGCACGCUUACUCUGGAACAAGAAGAUUUCGAUCGAGCUUAUGAAUAUAUGCAGUCUGUGUACUUCGAUAGUAAAGGCGCUCCACACAUACCAGAAGUUCAUUGGGAGGAUAUAGGCGGUUUGGCGGAUUUGAAACACGAGAUUAUUCGUAAAAUUCAGUUGCCUCUGUUGAAUGCUUUUGGAUUCGGACAGUCUGGAUUACUAUUAUAUGGCCCGCCCGGCACUGGAAAGACUCUUCUCGCUAAAGCGGUGGCGACGGAGUAUCAGAUACACUUUCUGUCAAUUAAAGGCUCGGAAGUGCUAAAUAUGUACGUCGGUCAAAGCGAGAAGAACGUAAGGCAAAUUUUCAAGCGCGCGCGAUCCGCGGCCCCUUGCAUCGUCUUUUUCGAUGAGCUGGACUCGUUAGCGCCCAACCGAGGUAGAAGCGGGGACAGCGGCGGCGUAAUGGAUCGCGUGGUUUCCCAGUUACUGGCCGAAAUGGAUGGCCUCGAGGAGUCCGGCAAUAUAUUUAUUAUAGGAGCGACGAACAGGCCCGAUCUCAUAGAUCCCGCGCUGCUCCGACCGGGAAGAUUCGACAAAAUGCUCUACGUUGGUAUCCAUUCUGACUCCGAAUCUAAGUUCAGCGUAUUAAAGGCACAGACACGUAAAUUCAUGUUCCAAGAAAAUGGACAUGAGUUGAAACGAAUCGCGGACCAAUUGCCCGAUAACGUCACUGGUGCGGAUUUGUACUCUGUCUCUUCCAACGCGUGGCUCAAUGCCGUACGCGAGGUACUUGCAAAAUAUCAGGAAACUGAAAGAAUCAAUAAGGAUUAUUCCGUCGAAGAGGAAGAUAUAAUUAAGGACAAUGUUAUCGUGGAAUUGCGUCAUUUUUCAGAUGCUAUUUGUAACUUGGUGCCUUCAGUCACUGAUGAAGAAAUCAAAAGAUAUAAUAAAAUGCGAGUAGAGUUAUCAUCGUUGUAAUUCCGGAAUCGUUUCUAGUAGUAUAAAAUAUAUUAUUAUCUUACGGUUUUCGAGAGUCAUUUUAAAUGACUCUGAAAAUUUUUUUUAGAAUUUUAUCAAUUGUGGAACACUUCAGAAAUACUGAAAAAGAUUACAUCUUUUCUAAAAAUUUUUCAUAUAUGUAAAUUCUGAAAACAUUCUAAAAUUUCUCACAGUCUACAAUUAAAAAGAAAUGAACUUUUUCAGGUUCUAUAAGAUUUUAUCAGAAAUUAUAGAAUGAGAAAUUUUAGAAAUCUUAGAAGCUUUCAGAAUUCACGUAUGAAGAAUUUAAAAAAAGAUAUAGGCAUUUUCUCGACAUUUUUUGAAAAGUAUUAUAAUUUGUAUAAAAAAUCUGAAAUUUUUUAAAGUUAUAAAAUCAUUAAAAACAAAAUUAUAAAUUAUAAAAUUUACACAAAAGUUCUAAGAAAUGAUAUGAAAGAUUCUGAGAAAAAUCAUCAAGAAAGUAACCAGUGGAAUUGAUUAUUAUCUACAGUGAUAAACUUGAAUGUGUUUAUAAUGGAUUUUAUCUUGUGCCGAAGUUUUUAAUUUUUAUAGAUCCUAGAACUGGAAAGGAUACAGGAGUUGCAGAAGAAUAUAACGUCGCGCAAAUAAUAUAAUAUCUAUGAAGUAUGGAACUUCUUUUUAUUCACUAAAACGCCCUUACAUGUUUCGGCUCAUUUUUGAGCCUUCCUCAGAGACAACAUAAAUUAACAUAUAUAAAAACUGUGUGUAAAAGUUAUCCUAUCAUGAGCUUUCCUACAUCGAGAAUUCAAAUGUUAGAAUUAAAACCAAAAAGAGUGAAAAAAAAAGG
Messenger RNA from Atta colombica, 3923 nucleotides. RefSeq names its product peroxisome assembly factor 2 (gene Pex6). NCBI's taxonomy places the organism in Eukaryota, Metazoa, Arthropoda, Insecta, Hymenoptera, Formicidae. The record is from RefSeq and is a predicted model, not a curated record. Gene Ontology annotation, molecular function: ATP hydrolysis activity; ATP binding. Gene Ontology annotation, biological process: protein import into peroxisome matrix. Gene Ontology annotation, cellular component: cytosol; peroxisomal membrane. The transcript is spliced from 9 exons. The coding region runs from base 614 to 3094 and encodes 826 amino acids.